UGGUUUUCAGUGAUUCAGGCAUUCAGCCGAUUCAGUCUUACUGUCUUAGUGACUUGGAGGUGACGCCUCAACCAGGAUACAGUACUGUUAGUCUUUCUCCGUUGCUUGUGCAUAGACUGUUAAAAAGAUGGCAACCCCCAGUAUUCGAUUUGACAUUUUUCGUUAAUCUUCACUUCCGUGCUUAUUAUCAAAAGGAUUCCGAGUAAACUAAAAGAUGGAUUCUCUAGGACACUGCGACGAUACGGAUAUACAGGCCAUUCUUGGUCGCGACGAAGAUUUUGUUGGAAUGGAGAACGACGUCUUGCCAGACUUUGCUCAGUUGGAGCAUUUCAUCAACAGCGAGAAUGACGAGCAAAAUGAUUACUUUGCGGACACGCUGGCCAACCAAGAAGCGUCACGACACAAUGAAUCAAUCGUUCCUCCUGGAACCGUAUCUUCUUGUGACAUUGUGGCCGAUUCGUUGGAUUUAAUAACCGCCCACCGAUCGCUUUCCAAUGCUGCAAGGAUGAGCACAUUAGCCAAUUUUACAAACCAAAACCAUCAUCAGCAGCCUUGUCGAUCGCGUAUUAGUGAGACGCUAAGGACCCGGGCGCUAGGGAGACAAUACAGCCCUGGAGUUGGAGCCCCUAUCCCUUGCGGAAAUUACAAUAUGACACAUGGAAUUUCUGGAAUGCCCGAGAGUCCACCAGACUCGGCAUCUGAGCCGCCAUAUUCGCCCCCAGAGACGAACCGAUCCUGCUCUAGCAUCGGGAGUUCGCCUUUAGAUGACCAUGGUACCAGUCAGCGCUAUGCUUUUCCCGCUGAUAACUAUGAAUCAAUUUUCGGCGGACUCGAUCUGAAGAGCGAGUCGGUUAACUCUCGACAGCCACAGCAGCCACAUAUCGGCUACGGAGUAUCCAAUCCGAGCCUCCAGCCGAAUGCUUUGCACAGCAUUUUAUCUCCCGCUGUCCAGAGUACUCCCCCGAACUCUGCUGGGUCGUCACUGCCAAUCAGCCUGAACGUUAGAUCGUGCCUCAAUCCAAAUGUUACGCCGACCAUCUACACGAUCGAAGACCACGCCGCAAACAGUCCGCUCAUCAACUUAGCCUCGUCUAGUGGCGCCCCUGAAGAGAAUAGCGGAAGCGAAAAUGACAUUUCUCCUUCCAGUAGGACUGUCCAGCAAAAGAAACGGAAACUCUCGGUGACGGAAUGCUUCCCUAUCGGCGGAGGAAACCCAAUUGGCGCAACCACCACAUCACCAAGAGUCAAGCAAGAACCACAGCAUUCCAUUACUGGACAAGGCAUGAGUCCUCGUCAAAUAUCAGCUACAGGAACCGAUGAGGACUACAGCUACGAAUUCAGCGCCGACAGUAGCAUGUUCAACGACAGCUAUCAAUGCAUCCGCUUCCAGGCCUUCCAACAAAACAGCUGGCAUUCGCUGUUCGACGGCAACUUCAAAGAGCUACCAUUGCCCAGUUACCGAAUCGACGCAGACAAAGGUUUUAACUUCUCCAACACGGACGAAGCCUUCGUUUGCCAAAAGAAAAACCAUUUUCAGAUUACGUGUCACGUGCAGCAAGCCGGAGAGCCGUAUUACGUGAAAACUUCAGAGGGUCUUAAGAAGGUCGACAAUUUUUUCUUGCACUUCUUUGGGGCCAAAGCUGAAGCGCCUACUCAGAUGAUUCGCGUCGAGCAGUCGCAAAGUGACCGAAGCAAAAAACCUUUCCACCCCGUCCUUUUGGAGUUGCAGCAAGAUCAAGUGUCCAAGAUCACUGUGGGUAGAUUGCACUUUAACGAAACGACGGCGAAUAACAUGCGCAAGAAGGGGAAACCCAAUCCUGACCAGCGUUUCUUUAAUCUCGUUGUGAGCCUUCAGGCCCACUGCGGUGACACCACCUUUUGCGUUAUAGCUCACUCAUCUGAGCGCAUCAUUGUUCGGGCCUCGAACCCUGGCAUGUUUGAAAAUGAAGUUGAACAAAAUUGGCAAAGGGGAACCUUUUCUGAUUCCAUUUUUCAUGCUGGUCGAGUUGGAAUCAAUACGGACAGACCUGACGAGGCUUUGGUUAUUCACGGCAACCUGAAAAUUACUGGCCACUUGGUUCAACCCUCUGAUCGAAGAGCCAAAGAAGGCAUUGAAGAGGCCGAUACUAAGGAACAGUUGCGCAAUGUCCAAGCAUUGCGUGUGGUCCACUACAAAUACACAGAGGAAUUCGCCGAGACUGCUGGACUGAAAGAAGACGAGCGAGGAGAUACCGGAGUUAUUGCACAAGAAGUCGAAUCGAUUAUUCCCGAUGCCGUUAGACCUGCUGGGAAUAUUGUUUUACCCAAUGGCAGGCAAAUCGAAAACUUCUUAGUCGUCAACAAGGAACGCAUUUUUAUGGAGAACGUUGGUGCAGUCAAAGAACUAUGCAAAGUUACAGAUAACCUUGAAACACGCAUAGACGAACUAGAGAGAAUGAACCACAAAUUAGCAAAACUAAAGCGACUUGAUAGUAUUCGUUCAUCUGCUAGCGGCUCAACAGCAGCGAGCAAUCUAACUUUGAGUGUUGGCCGUCAUCGUAAACAUUGCAAAAUGACGCCCUCCGAAGGAAAUCCGAUUUGCGCAAAUCGAGUCAUCCAGGCCACCGUCAUAAUUUUGGUUAUGAUCAUGGCGCUGUGCUUGGUUGCAAUGGCAACACUCUACAUUCUAGAGUGGCAAAAACGUAAUACUGAUAACUUGAUAGCUUCUACCAAUGGACAGCAAACCAAUUCGGAAUUUCACACCGUACUUAAUUACACGGAUCCGUCAAUGGACUACGUCUACCUGCCAGAUAGUGACCCGACUUCUCUCGCUGACAAUAAGAAUUUCAAACCUCCAGACGUGGCCACGACUUUGUCAACUAGUAAUUCGACCACCAUCAGUGUGAUUAGCUCUUCACGCAGCAUCCCCUUACCGACGAAACAAGACAGUCUAGCCAGUAACUUGUCGAGCUCGUCGCGCUUCUACACAUCGUUGACUAGUAGCAAACCCAAUGCCGUUGGCCAACCUGACUCUUGCACGACAACCACUUCUUGUCAGGUCUACUGCUGUGCAGGUAAUGAAUUAGUGAUGACUACCACCCACAUCCCAACAAGUACAUCUACUACAAGAAGGGAUUUCCAAAACGAAAAUACUUCUACCGAGCGUGCUCUUGACACUAGCGGAAUCUACGAAGUGUCUAGCCGCUCGCCAACGGAAGACGAACUGGGUAAUAACGUCGAACACUUUAACAACAAAGAAGGGAAGAAUCGUCCUUUUGGCGGGCCUAGCGAUCUUGCCACUGGAUUAUUGAGAGAUAUCAACAGACAGUUCAAUCUGCAGAAACAACGGGACAAAAAAACAGUCCGUGUUCCCCGUCAAAAGCGCCAUUUAUUAAUUCAGAACAGAGAACUAGGAUACCGUGGCCCGGCGGACGCGGAAUUUACACUUGGACGCACUCACAUCCCAAGCAUCAAGCCCACAUCCACUCAAGCUACAACUUGGGACGGCCGAGUCACUUACAUACGACUGGUGGGUUCAAACUUCAAUGUUACGCUUGGACCUAACUACUGCAUGCCCAACAGUGAUGAGUAUAUUCGAUGUCUGAAUGGCGACGCGGUCAACUACACCUACGGCAUCCCGCUUAGCAAGCACAUGCCCGAUCGCAGUUUAACCCUGCAAUUUCAUUUCACCAACAGCAUCAGCUUCCAGCCGGACCAGUGUACGUCUCCAGUACGCUUAGGUGCUUGCCCUGAUGGCCAGAGAGAUACGAUGGGAGCCAAUAGCAUUCAACGCGGUCCUACUCUUAAUCAUGUUGACUCGGUGGCGCGCACGUUCUUCAUAGAUGUUGGACGUUCCUCCAUUGUGGCCUAUCGCUUCCGUUUCCCUGUACUUAGAGGAGACACAGUGGACUUGUGCAGCAAACCUAACACUUCGUUGGGAGAAAAAUACGUCGAAUAUAAUUUGGUUUUCUACCGGGUCUGCGGUGAUUGAGUUGAGAGCAGUUCUGGCCUUAAAAACAGAGAAGCGCAAAUAAAAAUACAUUUAAUACCUUACCGUUUGAGAGAGUAAGCAGAUAAUGGACGCCGACCAUAUAUAUUGGAGCGCGAUAAACACAUGGUUUUUUUAUUGUUUUUUUUUUUUUUUUUUUUUUUUUUUUUUGUAUUGUUUGUUUUGUUUCAAAUAUUCGGCUUUUAAAAAUCUGUACUCACUUAUAAAUGGCCAUUUUCGUCCCCCUCCCCUUACACAGAUGUUAAUACUCCUGCUUCCGCUGUAUGCGAAUUAUCCAAUCAUGCAAUCAAGAAUAACAGAAGCGGUUACCAACUUAAUUAAUGAUUUGCAUCAAACUGAUUUCUCCUCUACAAGUACUAUACCAAGUUGUGCCAAUCGCUUUUGUUAUCUUCCAACCAUUAUUACAAUUUGUACAUCCUGCAACAGGCAUUGGUUUCUUAAACCCGAGCUUGUAUUGGGAUGUUUCUGGACCCAAUUAAUUUCAUUCCAUUUCUAAACGUCUGCGUCGGUGUUGCAUGCAACCCUUUUUCUACACGUCUUAAACCGUCGGUGGAAUUUCGUCAAAAAGCGUCCACACUUUUUAAGUUGUCAUAUACAUUUUGCCCAUAUCCUCAACCAGAUAUUUCUUGGAACACCCUGUUUAGUCUAUCAAGCAUCAACUUUGACGAACCGCCCAUUUGAAAAUCAGCUUGCAAAUUCAAAAUCAUAAUGUGGUAGGCGUAUGCUUGUUUAGAGAAUUGGCCAGCUGAACCAAUUCUUUUUCUCUCGCUAUUUUUUGGAAAUCGUUUAAACCCAAUACAUAUAUAUUGUAUACAUUUCACUUUUUUUGCGCUUUAGACCUGUUUAGAUUAUAUUUACUCUUAUUAUGUCUACAGUCUACACAAUUUCUUAGAUCUAUUUCUUACACUUAUUUGUAGCCUUCUCACUUUUCCGCCUACAUAAAAGGUAUGCAUGUUGUGUAUCAUUUAUCUUUUUUUACAUGCACAACAAAUAUACGAGGUGAUUUCAAA
Messenger RNA from Daphnia pulex (common water flea), 4998 nucleotides. RefSeq names its product myelin regulatory factor-like. Lineage: Eukaryota; Metazoa; Arthropoda; Branchiopoda; Diplostraca; Daphniidae. The transcript is spliced from 21 exons. The coding region runs from base 215 to 3970 and encodes 1251 amino acids. Gene Ontology annotation, biological process: protein autoprocessing; positive regulation of DNA-templated transcription. The record is from RefSeq and is a predicted model, not a curated record. Gene Ontology annotation, molecular function: DNA-binding transcription factor activity; sequence-specific DNA binding. Gene Ontology annotation, cellular component: nucleus; endoplasmic reticulum membrane.